AUGGUUGUGAUGCUUUCUGUGCAGAUGAUGGCGGAGGAAUGGAUCCCGAAGGAUAUUAAGGGAAAUGAUGUCGAUCUUAGCAUUUACAAGGGAAAAGUUCUGCUGGUCAUCAAUGUUGCUUCCAAAUGCGGACUGACCAACUCAAAUUACGAUGAGCUGAAUCAACUGUAUCAAAACUAUAAAGAUCAAGGCUUUGAAAGUCUGGCAUUUCCGUGCAACCAGUUUGGUAGUCAGGAACCAGGAAGUAACAAAGAGAUUGAAGAUUUUGUCUGCACUCGUUUUAGAUUUAAUCUAUAGUUAUCAUUUGUUGUGGCUCAGUGUAUAUAUUGAGCAGUCGAAUGCUCAUUGAAAUUUUUAUAUGUCUGCACUUGUAGCUCACUGUAUGAUACAUGCUGAGUUUUGUAGUUUUCUGUGGGGGCUGUUACAUUCAGUGGACAGGCCAAUAUUAGCUUUUUGUCCAAUUGGACCAAUAUUAGCUUUUUUUUGUCCAAAA
This is a messenger RNA of Malus domestica (apple), 493 nucleotides long. Its product is annotated as glutathione peroxidase 1-like. Gene Ontology annotation, molecular function: glutathione peroxidase activity. The record is from RefSeq and is a predicted model, not a curated record. Gene Ontology annotation, biological process: response to oxidative stress. NCBI's taxonomy places the organism in Eukaryota, Viridiplantae, Streptophyta, Magnoliopsida, Rosales, Rosaceae.